AUGGCUGCGGAUGCACAAGAUGUGAAAGUAUACACUGUUAAUGGUGCCCCAACGGGCUCAUCGUCUUCUCUACCCGACUGGCUCACCCGAAAACGAGCUGGAAAAGGCAAACGCGCUAUACGGGAACACUUCGAAGGGACUAUUGAGCUAAUUCAAGGAUUUGAAUUCCCAGAGGCCAGUAAUCGUAUAAAAACCACGCGAGACGGUACCCAUGCCGUCGCUACCGGGACGUACAAGCCUCAAAUGAGGGUAUGGGACUUAAGCCAGCUGUCUCAGAAAUUUGAACGGCAUACAGAUGCUGAAAAUGUUGAUUUUGUUAUGCUGUCCGAUGACUGGACUAAAUCAAUACACCUACAAAACGACCGUACUAUCGAGCUACACACACAGGGGGGCUUCCACUACCGGACACGAAUACCACGGUUUGGACGCUCACUUGCGUACCAUUUCCCUUCGUGUGAUGCGCUCAUCUCCGCCUCUGGUAAUGAAAUAUAUCGUCUCAAUCUGGAUCAGGGUCGAUUUAUGACUCCCUUGGCCUUGCAGGCCGACGAAGAAAUUGCUGGAGUGAACGUUAUCGAUGUCAACCCAGCGCAUCAGCUGUGGGGCUUUGGGAUAGACGGCAGCGGUUCGGUUCAUUUCUGGGAUCCCCGAUCGAGAUCUAGCGUAGGGGUCCUGCGAAUACCGACGAAUAGACUGUCAACAACAGAUGUUGUUAGUGUGACGGCGUUGGCAUCUCGUGAUGACGGGCUCACUUACGCGGUGGGAACGACGACGGGCCAUUCACUGCUAUAUGAUAUUCGGGCAGCGCGGCCAUUUGCCAUGAAGGAUCAGGGAUACGGUCUUCCCGUGAAAAGCCUCGUGUGGAUCGAGGGUGGUAGUCGUAUGGCAGGAGAUGGCAUGGUCCUCAGUGCCGACAAGAAGGUCAUCAAAAUCUGGGAUCGGAAUUCGCCCUCAGCCAACUUCGUUUCUAUCACACCUGCCACUGACCUCAAUCACGUUCACCAUGUUCCUGGAAGUGGGCUUCUAAUGACUGCCAACGAAGGCAUCCAAAUGGGUACUUACUUCAUCCCCCAACUUGGACCCGCACCACGUUGGGCCAGCUUCCUUGAGAAUAUUACCGAGGAAAUGGAAGACCAGACCCUGCGGUCGAUUUACGAGGAUUACAAGUUUGUUGAGAGGAAAGAAUUGUCAACAUUGGGCCUGGAUCACCUGGUUGGCACACCCGCAUUGAAGCCAUACAUGCACGGAUACUUUGUCUCGCUCAAGCUUUACGAGACGGCGCGUCUCAUUGUCAAUCCAUUCGCAUACGCUGAGUACCGAGAGAAAAUGGUUCACGAGAAGAUGGGAAAGAUGGCCGAGACGCGUAUCCGGACGAAGAAGGAUGUUGGCGUCAAGGUGAACAAGGUGCUAGCGGAGAAGAUAUUGAAGGAUGAGGAGCGCGCCCUGAAGAAGAAGCGCAAGACGGCAGAGAGAAAAGGAGAGAGCGUGAUGGAUGUGGAUGUGGAUGAGCUAACCAGCCAACAGAACAAACCCAGUUUGCUGAAUGACCCACGAUUCUCUCAAGUGUUUGAAGAUGCGGCGUUUGCGAUUGACGAGACAAGCCGGGAGUACGCACUGCUGAACCCAUCGUCAGUGGCGCAGGCUAGAACCGGUAAGGGUAAGACGGCUGUGGAAGAGGAGGAAGAGGAGAGCGAUAAAUUUUCGUCCGAUGGCCUCGGCAAUAACGAUGAAGACGAUAGUGGAAACGGAAGCGAAAGUGGAAGUGAUAGCAGCGAUGCCGGAGAGCUUACCAAAUUCGACCGACGAGCGCGUCCUGGACAACAAAAUGUUCGUGCAAAAGAAGCUUAUGACCGAACGCGACGACAAAAUCGAGUGGCGAAUGUCAAUAUGGUACCGAUGCGUGUGCAAAAUGGCUCGGGUAUGAAUCGGGACGCCACUUUGGGUCAACGCCGCAGAGGUCCGUCUAAGGCCGCAUCUCGAUCGAAUCCAAACGAUGGCGAGGUGGAACUCAGCUGGGUGCCUUCGAACGCUGGCCCAAAAGCCGAUGCCAAGUCUCAACAUAAGCGCAAAGGUGUCGAGACCUUCGGCGCCGGCCUUGAACGGGGUGGCGAAUCCAUGGCCGAGGUGGCAGAGCAUGAUCGUAAAGGCCGAACCCAACGUAGACAGGGCGUACGGAGUGGAAGUAAAAAUGUAUUCCGGAGAAUAUGAUCUUAUUGGAAUAUUAUGUUACAAACCUUCGAUUUAUGUGAAAGCUGAAGCUGCAGUUUUG
This is a messenger RNA of Guyanagaster necrorhizus, 2266 nucleotides long. Its product is annotated as NUC153 and WD40 repeat-containing nucleolar rRNA processing-related protein. Gene Ontology annotation, cellular component: 90S preribosome; small-subunit processome; nucleus. The coding region runs from base 1 to 2205 and encodes 734 amino acids. Gene Ontology annotation, molecular function: protein binding. NCBI's taxonomy places the organism in Eukaryota, Fungi, Basidiomycota, Agaricomycetes, Agaricales, Physalacriaceae. Gene Ontology annotation, biological process: maturation of SSU-rRNA from tricistronic rRNA transcript (SSU-rRNA, 5.8S rRNA, LSU-rRNA). The transcript is spliced from 5 exons. The record is from RefSeq and is a predicted model, not a curated record.